CUAAAACACUACCAUUUUUCACAACACUUCCUUCUCAAAUUCUCUAUUCGACAUUAAAAGCAACAACAACAAAAAUGGGUUCUAUUUCCAUUUCUGAAAAACCCCAUGCUGUUUGCAUUCCAUAUCCGGCUCAAGGCCAUAUCAACCCCAUGCUGAAGCUAGCCAAGCUUCUCCAUUCCCAUGGCUUUCACAUCACCUUCGUCAACACCGACUUCAACCACCAUCGUCUCCUCAAGUCCCGAGGCCCCACCGCUCUCGAUGGUCUUUCGUCAUUUCGAUUCGAGUCCAUUCCCGAUGGUCUUCCCCCGACCGACGUCGACGCCACUCAAGAUAUUCCGUCGUUGUGCCAGUCGACGAGACGGUUGUGCUUGCAACCCUUUAAGCAGCUCGUUUCAAAGCUGAAUUGUUCUCCCAAUGUUCCAAGGGUGAGUUGUAUUGUGUCUGAUGGGGUUAUGAGCUUUACCCUCGACGUGGCAGAGGAGCUUGGAGUUCCUGAAGUUUUGUUUUGGACAACUAGUGCAUGUGGGUUUUUGGCUUAUGUUCAUUAUCAACAACUUGUUGACAGAGGAUACACUCCUUUCAAAGAUGAAAGCUAUUUAAGCAACAAGGAAUAUUUGGAUACAAAAAUAGAUUGGAUUCCAGGAAUGAAAGAUAUUCGAUUAAGGGAUAUUCCAACAUUUAUUAGAACAACAGAUCCCGAAGAUGGAAUGAUUGAUUUCAUAUUAAGUGAAACAAAAAGAGCUAAAAGAGCAUCAGCCAUUGUUUUGAACACAACAGCUUCAUUAGAACAAGCAGCUUUGGAAGCUGUUUCUUCUUUGUUGCCUCCUGUUUUCUCAAUUGGUCCUCUUCAACUUCUCCUUGAACAACAAGUUGAUGAUUCUGAAUUGAAGUCUCUUGGAUCCAACUUGUGGAAAGAAGACAGAACUUGCCUUCAAUGGCUUGACCAAAUGUCCCCUAACUCCGUCGUUUACGUCAACUUCGGAAGCAUCACAGUAAUGACCGAAGAUCAAUUGAAGGAAUUUGCGUGGGGACUCGCAAACAGUGAACAAACAUUUUUAUGGGUCAUUAGGCCGGAUCUAGUGGCGGGGGAGACGGCGGUGCUACCACCGGAGUUCGUGGAGGCGACGAAAGAAAGAGGGAUGUUAGCAAACUGGUGUCCGCAAGAAGAGGUUCUAAAACAUCCGGCGAUCGGCGGGUUUUUGACUCACAGCGGAUGGAAUUCGACAUUGGAAAGCAUAGUGAGCGGAGUUCCGAUGAUUUGCUGGCCGUUCUUCGCCGAACAGCAAACGAAUUGUAGAUAUUGUUGCACAGAAUGGGGAAUUGGAAUGGAAAUUGAUAGCAAUGUUAAACGACAAGAAAUCGAGAAGCAGGUUAAGGAGUUAAUGGGAGGAGAGAAAGGAAAAGAGAUGAGAAACAGAGCUCAACAAUGGAAGAAACUGGCGGCCGAUGCGGCAGUGCCUCACUCCGGUUCAUCUUGGCAAAAUCUCGACAAUUUGAUCCAUAAAGUGCUGCUUCAAUCUCCUUAAUUCAUUCUUCAAAUUAAAAUAAUGAUAAAGAGUAAAUGCGGUUUAGGUCGCAUCUAAUUUUACAUUCAAUUUUUUUUUCAGAAAGAAAUAAAAAUAUUGUUUUUUUGUAUUUUUUUUUUUUUUUUUUGGUAUGAACUGCACAAAUAAACGUAGUGUAGAUAUAUUAUCCUCCCCAUAAUUGAUUGUUGCCCGAGAGUUGUGGAAUAUUAUAUAUAUUUUCUGGUUUAGUGUUAUAUUAGAUCCUCGUUAGCAACUUGCAAUAAUAAAAUCCAUUUAAAUUCAUCU
Messenger RNA from Benincasa hispida (wax gourd), 1811 nucleotides. It is a transcript of the gene UGT85A4, whose product is annotated as UDP-glucosyl transferase 85A4. Gene Ontology annotation, molecular function: quercetin 7-O-glucosyltransferase activity; quercetin 3-O-glucosyltransferase activity. The record is from RefSeq and is a predicted model, not a curated record. NCBI's taxonomy places the organism in Eukaryota, Viridiplantae, Streptophyta, Magnoliopsida, Cucurbitales, Cucurbitaceae.